Periconia digitata is the source of this 3459-nucleotide messenger RNA. NCBI's taxonomy places the organism in Eukaryota, Fungi, Ascomycota, Dothideomycetes, Pleosporales, Periconiaceae. The record is from the annotation of a GenBank genome assembly.
CCCAUCCAUCGCCAAACCGCCGAAGCGAGCUGCAUUCCAACUCGUCCUGCACCACCUGCAUAUCCAGCCCACCACCCCGGUCGCUCCCCCAGCGAGCAGAAUCAAUCGCUCUGUCAGCCAUUGCUACUAAAUCGCCAUUCUGGCCGUGAAGCCUUCAUCGCGCCCGGCAAUCCCAUGCCACCCAGCAUGGACGCCCAACCAGACCGUCUUUAUGGCUCCCCCGCCGCCAGCGCCAGGCACACCCCAAACCACGGUUCCAGUUCGAGGCCCCGUCGUCGCUCUUCGCUCCCCUUCAUGCCCGUAGACAUCUCCCGUUCAAAAAAGUCUGUCCGCCCCGAGGUUGCUUCCCCCGCAGUCAUCUCUUCUCUGAUCGACUCCCUCUCAGCCAUCUCCGCCUCCACUCAUAACCACUUCGAAAACCUUCCCACCAGCUACGGCGACAGCCAGUCGCUGCCCGUGAGCCCGCAUCCCUUCUUCGACCACGACGCUACUGUGCCAGACCGCUCGCCCUACUACCAAAAUAUCAAGCUGCAGAACCAACUCUAUCCCGACGACGAGGCAUGCGAGCCCCCCGUUAUCCGCACCUCCAAACCUCCAUCCGGUCUGUCGCCUCUUACCGCCCCAAAGAAGAGGGAUAAGGACAAUUCCACCAGGAGCUAUAUCGGUCCUAGUGGAGGAAGCUCUCCGUCUCUGCGCUCUAGUCGUUCGUUGCGGUCGGUGAGCAGCAUUGGGAAUAUAAGCAUCGAGGCCGGAAUACCCAGGAAGCCAUCCAACGCGAGCAUCCGGUCAUCUUCUGAGAGCAAAAGGAGCUCCAAGGGGCACAGGAGUCUGAUAUACAUGCCCUCUUUGGAGCGGAUGCGAAUGAAGGAUGCGGAGCGCAAGCGUCCAGCUCACUCAGGUUCCGAAGGGGCAGCAUUGGGUGAUCCUAUCAAGAAGUCGGCACCUCAACGCCCAGUUGCAGAAGAUACCAUCAAAGAAGAGUCUGUGAUGGGGGAGUCGUCGAGGAGCGCAUCUUCAUCGCAACGUGCAAACCAAGUUAUCAGCCCACUUCGCAAUGGCAUCAAUCUUCUUGGCGGGCCCGACGCAGGAAGCCCCCACGAGCAGGGCCUAAUUCCCGCGCGUGCCUCGUCUCUUCGACACUCGGGUAGUCCGUCCCGAAAGUCAAGGAAAAGUCGCCAUGCACGCAAGACCAAUACCGUACCGGAAGAGGACGAGAGUCCGGAACAUGAGUCAACGGCGAAGGAAAAGGUACCCAGGGAUCUGGCGACUGGUGAAGAUGAGGUUGCGCGCAGAAUCCGAGAGUUGAAGACUCAAAAGAUGCUGCGCGAUAAAAUGGCCGGCAAGCUACCUGUAGGCGCGGAUGCAGGGGCUCCACUUAGUGCAGCAUCCGUUUCAUCACCCUUACCCAGUCGUGAGCAUUCGCCAGCCUCGAGCAUAUCGAGUGCAUCCGCACGGAAAAAGCAAGCCCCUGCGAAGGCGCUCAAAAUCCUGGGCAUUGCCAUGCAGCCUGAUUCUGCGGGCCAGAAUACGAAUGUGUCCCACCUACCAGAAGCGAACGGGACAACUCAGCCCCAGGGAAGUUUCCGGACGCACCGUCACACACGGGCUCAAAGUUCCAUGGGUGACGAUGGCGACGACCUUACCCCGCUCCCCAUCGACUACAAGCUCGCGCUCAAAGCUCUGGACAAUCUGGAUCAACAGGCUACGGGAGAGUCGACAUCAUCCACACGUAGUAGCAGCAAGGACUCCAGUAAGACUGACAUAUCCAGCGCGAGUAUGACCCCACCCAGACGUACGAGGUCGGCCGCUGCUGUGGGCGGUCGUUCAGCGAACGGGCGCAAGCUCAACCACUCCAGCAUGAGAACAGCGAGCGCUGCACAAGUCGACGCUUCCAAUCACGCCAGAAACGCGCCGCCUAGUGCGAGCAGCGACAGGACGGCGCGAUCGGCUAGCGAAGAGAUUACCACGCGCCACUUCUCCUUAACGAUGGAGCGUCCCCUCGCGACAUUACACAGCCAGCAACAACGCCCACUCAAGAAGAAACGAUGGUCACAUCCCGAUUUGCCAGUCAAAGCCGAGAAGAUGCACAACGAUAGGUUGGAUGCUCUCGAGUCCGCCAGAUCCAAAGGCGUUCAAUCGCGCGGAACGUCUGUUCAGAGAACAACACCACAGCCCGUCAUCGAGGAACGCCCGGCCAGCAGAGAUUCAAUUGACAUGGACGUUGACAAGUAUCUUGCGUCCCCGCGCUUGUCACAGAAGAUACGUCACCCUCAAACUGGCCGAAUCAUUUCCUUCUCCGAAGUAGGUGAUCCCCAGGGGUUCGCCGUGUUUGUCUGCGUUGGUAUGGGCUUGACCCGGUUCGUCAUGGCCUUUUACGAUCAGUUGGCUUCCACUUUGAAACUGAGAUUGAUCACGCCGGAUCGCCCUGGUAUCGGAGGGAGCCAGAUUGAUCCCAACGGUACCCCUCUGAGUUGGCCUGAUGAUGUGCUGGUCAUUUGUCAGGCUUUGAAGAUCACGAAAUUCUCUCUCCUCGCGCAUUCUGCAGGUGCUAUCUACGCCCUUGCCACAUCCCUUCGUAUGCCGCAGCAUAUCCGCGGUCGGGUACACCUGCUUGCCCCUUGGAUCCCACCUUCGCAGAUGGAACCUAUCGGCAUUAGUCAAGAUCAACCGCCUACACAGCAAUUGCCUCGCUCUCAACGCUUCCUGCGCGCCUUGCCUCCGUCUCUUCUGAAAGUGGCAAACUCUACAUUCCUCAGUGCCACAAGCGCAAGUCUGCAGCGCACUGGACCGAAGAACUCGCCCAAGACGAGACGGAAGAGUGUCGUCCCACCAGUACUGUCGCAGCCGCAGGAAUCUCCCGCACGACCACCACUCCAGAACAACAGGCGCGAGUCUAUGAUGCAGAUGGAUCAAAUGAUGCCAGAAACUGGCUCACUUUCCAUGGCUCCACCAAAUAUCUCCGACCCUGCCGAGUCACAGGCCCAGAGCUUGGAGGAAGCUAAAUCUCAAGCGGAGCGUGAACGACGACAAGAUUUUGAUGAGCGCCUUACUUUUGCCAUCUGGGACCGCGCCACUGCGAAUGCCAAUCCUGCGACGGACCUCAUUGUGUGUCUGGAGACCAAACAGACAAUCGGUUUCAGGUACGAAGACAUCAACCGCUCCGUAGUCAUACAUCAUGGCAGCAAAGACUCGCGCGUCCCUGCCGAUAACGUGCGCUGGCUUGGUCGCCUGAUGCGCAAGUGUGAGGUUAGAAUCCUCGAAGGUGAACAGCACGGUCUCAUGGCGAGCGCGCAAGUCAUGGGCAACGUGCUUACAGAGCUGGCAAGCGACUGGGAGGAUUGGUCCAGCGUCGUCCAGGGCAAAGCCAACGGAGACCGGGCGGUGUCCAGGAAACGGACCGCUGAGCGACUCCGCAAUAUCACAUCACGGAACGGGCCGGAGCCUAUACCAUCUAAUUGA